Molecule: messenger RNA, 1930 nt
Organism: Erigeron canadensis
Lineage: Eukaryota; Viridiplantae; Streptophyta; Magnoliopsida; Asterales; Asteraceae
Product: U11/U12 small nuclear ribonucleoprotein 65 kDa protein
Exons: 13
Coding region: 102-1529 (475 amino acids)
Biological process (GO): mRNA splicing, via spliceosome
Cellular component (GO): U12-type spliceosomal complex
Molecular function (GO): U12 snRNA binding; pre-mRNA intronic binding
Source: RefSeq, a predicted model, not a curated record
CCAAAAAAAAAAGAAAGUAAAAACGGUAAUCUGGAUAUUGAUUUUGUAUACAGGUAGAAUAGUCCUGGAAGAACUAAUACAGCAGCUUAUAGGCAGCUAUAAUGGCCAAUGUCCCACCUUUCCAACCACCAACUUUUCAACAGCCACCUUAUUCUCAAGGGAUGCAUGAUUAUGGAUAUCAUAGUGCCAGUGAAGCUCCAGCAAGACCCCCUGAGAAAGAAGUAGCUACACUUUUGAUUCGUCGCCUUCCCGAAGCUAUUCCUCAUGAUACCCUCUCGCGACUCUUUUCCCAUUAUGGCGCUUCUUUUGUUCGUCCAUGCACCACUGGAAGGAUGAGGAACUGUGCAUUUGUUGAUUUUAAUAAUGAAAGCUUAGCAAUUCAAGCACAGCGCCAAUUAAAUGGGUUAAGGUUUCUUGGGAAAGUUCUGUCUGUUGAGAGAGCUAGUACACAACCACAUGAUACCAAAUCUCAGCAAAAUAAACCCACAUCUAGGAGCGUUGCCAUGUCAUCUAAGGAUGAUUCUAGUCUAGCCAAAGAUUUAAAGCGGGAUCCCUUGCCUGCACUUGAACCUAUUGCUGAAAAACUCGGAGUGGAUUACCCAUUCCCUCCUAACCUUGAAUAUGCGUAUCCCCCGCCCGACGGAAAUAUUCUUACCAACAUUCUAAAUGCUCUUAUUGCCGUUCCUCGCUUCUAUACACAGGUGUUGCACUUGAUGAACAAGUUGAAUAUCCCAGCUCCAUUUCGUGCUGCAUUGCCAACUCCACCUCUUCCUCCUUCAGCACCUGCACCACAUCCACCGCCACCUCCUCCUGUAGAUACCAAUUCUAGUUUAGUAAAUCUCUCAAGCGGGGAAUCAGAGUUGGAGUCUUCAGAUGAGGAAGAUGUUGGAGCUCGGGGAACAACUGGACCUCGGCGCAAGCGUAUUAAGAGAGAAGCUAUCGUGGGUCCUGCUGUCAACAAGGAUAUAGCUCAUGAGGCCGUUGGAUUGAAACCGGCCACCUUAGUUCCUAAGGAGAUCCCUAUGAUAAAAAAGAAGAACCCUGUACUGCAGAUUAAAAUUGCUCCUAAACAGACUCAAACCAGUGAACAAGUAGAUAACAACGUAGUGGAAGAAAUAGAAGAGGUGGAGAAUAAUAGCUUAAAUACCAAACCAUUUGCUACAGUUGAAGAACUGGAGCAUGGAAAAUUACCUCCAGAAGAAAUUUUAUCUCUGCCAAUGUUUAAGAAUUAUAAAGCCGGAAAUCCUGCUCCUGUGUUGUACAUUAAAAACUUGGCGAAAGAUGUGGUUACUGAUGACUUCUACUUUGUGUUUGGUACAUUCUUUGGAAAUAUUGAAACUGCUAAAGAAAGUCUUUCUGUGAAGUUGAUGCAGGAGGGAAGGAUGAGGGGUCAAGCGUUUGUAACGUUCCCAACGAUUGACAUUGCUCAUCGUGCUCUGAAUCUGGUAAAUGGAUUUGUAUUUAAAGGGAAGCCCAUGAUCAUCCAGUUUGGCCGAAAUACCUCUGCUGGCAAAACUACCGAAAAAUAAUUGCGUCUCUGAUAACUCGAAAGAUAUCGUAUAUCAUGCAUUGGCUUACCCAUCAAAACAGGUAUGGUACGAAAUGUGGGUGGCAAAAGCUUGUGGCGUCUCCUUUUUUUUGUGUUGGUACGAAUUUUAUCCAAAUCAUAAUAAUAAUAUCCAUUUAUUUAUCCAAACAGGGGUAACGUUGUGAAUUUACAUUGUUGAACUUCUUAGCAUUUGUAGAACCACGUGGGUGAUACAGGAGACCGUCGCGUGCCUCUACGCCUACCAUACAGGAUCUUAAGUAUUGUGGUCUUUGAAUUUCAUAUCCAUAUAUACAUAUUGGGCCCCUCAUUCAUCAUGGGCUUCUCGUUUUGUAAUAAUAUUAAUGGGUAAUGAUCAAUCUUUCUAAUUGUUUAGCCUAAAAA